GGCAUUCGAGCUUCCAUCAAAGUUAACCCAAAAUUAUCAAGGAACAUCAUAGUCAUCCAAAAUUUGAGACUAAGCCACCAGUGCGAGGUACCGCGGCGCCUGUAAUGGAGACGGGCUGUUGAGCUCGGCGAUAUCUGUGCUGGUUGGCUCGAAUUCCAGGACGAUGCACUGAAGCGGGGUCCCGUAGUAGUGUGUAUGGGUUCAACACAGGGGAAGGGGGUAGUGACCGGUGAGACGCACUCCGAUUGCCCAGUGAGUGCAUCUGACGGUUUUCUUUUCCAACACGAGCAGGGAUCCUAUAGAUCGUCCGUCAGCUGUGCCCAGCGCCAGAGCAUGCCUGAAACCAAGUUGUGGACCAGUGCAUCCGAAGUCCUCAUCGAUCAUUCACCAGAACGUGUCUGCCAUAAUGGGACUCACCGCUUAGGUCUCGUGGCUGGGUCAAUCAGCCAACACUCCGUUGAUUACGAAUCUUUGCGAUCCGAGCCAUCAUCUAUGGACCGAACACUCAACUGACAGCCACCCAAUUUAUCAAUCCUCCAAUUCUU
Pseudovirgaria hyperparasitica is the source of this 545-nucleotide messenger RNA. RefSeq lists its product as uncharacterized. Lineage: Eukaryota; Fungi; Ascomycota; Dothideomycetes; Acrospermales; Acrospermaceae. The record is from RefSeq and is a predicted model, not a curated record. Bases 196 to 513 code for a protein of 105 amino acids. The transcript has a single exon.